CGACCCUCCCUGUGAGACUGGCGCCUCCUGAUGGAUCAGGGUAGUAGCGAGCAGACACCCGAGGAGACGGACACUGGGGGCCGAGCGGAGCCGGAGGUGGGCAGGAGAGCGUCGGAGUCAGAGCACGGCCUGUCCAAAAUUACCCACAAUGCCCUGGAGAACAUGGGUGCACUGGGACAGGGCCUGAAGCAGUUCUUCCAGCCUCAGCGCCGACGCUCGUCCGUCUCGCCGCACGACUCCGCCUCCUCCUCCGUAGCCGCCCCUGCUGCUGACCCCACAGAGGCGGGGCCAGAAUUGGGGGAGUCGACCGCCCCGAUGGUCGCUCUCACCGAUUCUGACCCCCCCACUGCUUCCGCCCCUCCUGCAGCUCUGAGCCGUGUGCUGCAGCAGAUCCGAGGCGCGCCCCCCAUGAUGAAGCGAGGGACCAGCCUGCAGAGUCGGCGCAGCAAGACCGGGGGCGGCGGGGAACCUCCCCAGAAAGGCAGCCCCCAGAUCCACAGGCGCAGUACCCAGGAGGCCCUUCUGCAGGCUGGCCGCCCACGUUCCUCCUCCACCACGGACACACCGAGCAGUCCAGCAUUAGUGGACAUGCUGUUGACCUCAGGCUACCAUUCGACUGAGGAAUCUGACCGGUUGGAUCGUUUGGAUGCGUCAGGUCAGGCAGUGUCACCUAAUGCCCUCUCCUACAGUUCAGACGGGGGCUCCUAUGGGGUAGACUCGGUAGAUGGGACACCGGAUCCUCAACGCACGAAGCAGGCCAUCUCUCAACUGCAGCAGAAGAUCCUUAAACUCACAGAGCAGAUUAAGAUAGAGCAGACGGCACGCGAUGACAAUGUGGCUGAGUACCUGAAGCUGGCCAACAACGCCGACAAGCAGCAGAGCGCUCGGAUCAAACAGGUGUUUGAGAAGAAGAACCAGAAGUCUGCUCAAACCAUCCAGCAGCUUCAGAGGAAGCUGGAGCACUAUCAUCGAAAGCUGAGAGAAGUGGAACACAAUGGCAUCCCGCGCCAGCCUAAAGACGUCCUCAGAGACAUGCACCAGGGCCUGAAGGAUGUGGGCGCUAAGGUUCUUCUUCUUCUUCUUCUUAAACUGUUGUCAGUCACCGGUGGCCUGUCCAGUUUCUCCCAUGCCACACAUUCAGCUGCAGGAGCAGUGGUGUCUAAACCUAGAGAGAUCGCCUCACUCAUUCGAAACAAGUUCGGCAGCGCUGACAACAUCUCCGCCCUUAAGGACUCUCUGGACGAGCCACAAGGGGAUGAAGCUGUGCCUGGAGCCGGGGCGGGGGCCCGAGCGCUGGGGUCUGGCCAGCUUCAGUCCAGCCCUAAGUACGGUAGUGAGGAUGAUUGCUCCAGUGCCACCUCAGGCUCUGCGGGAGCGAAUAGUACCACAGGGGCCCCUGGAGGUCCUCCCAGCUCCAAGGGCAACACGCUGGAGCAUGCACAGAGCUCAGGCUUUGACGCACUUCUGCACGAGAUACAGGAACUUCGGGACAACCAGGGACGCCUGGAAGAGUCCUUUGAGAACCUAAAGACCCAUUAUCAGAAUGACUACACCGUCAUUAUGCAAGCACUGCAGGAGGAGCGCUACAGGUGUGAGCGCUUAGAGGAGCAGCUGAAUGAUCUCACUGAGCUCCAUCAGAAUGAAAUCCUAAACCUGAAACAAGAGCUAGCCAGCAUGGAGGAGAAAAUCGCUUACCAGUCUUAUGAGAGAGCUAGAGAUAUCCAGGAAGCGCUCGAGGCCUGUCAGACCCGUAUCUCUAAGAUGGAGCUGCAGCAGCAGCAGCAGCAGGUCGUACAACUGGAGGGUCUGGAGAACGCCACGGCGCGCACUCUGCUGGGCAAACUGAUCAACGUGCUGUUGGCCGUCAUGGCGGUGCUGCUGGUUUUCGUGUCCACGGUGGCCAAUUGCGUGGUGCCGCUGAUGAAGACGCGCAGCCGCACCCUCUCCACGCUGCUCCUCGUCGUCCUCCUGGCGUUCCUCUGGAGGAACUGGGAGGCCAUCUCGCAGUACCUGGACCGUUUCCUGUUGCACCCCAGAUGACCUGUAGGGGAGAAUGCUCUGAUGAUGAAGGGACCAGGGCAAUGUGAAGGGGGAGUAGACUAACACACUGCCUCAGCUGCACUGAGCACAACGA
This is a messenger RNA of Chanos chanos (milkfish), 2134 nucleotides long. It is a transcript of the gene tmcc1b, whose product is annotated as transmembrane and coiled-coil domain family 1b. NCBI's taxonomy places the organism in Eukaryota, Metazoa, Chordata, Actinopteri, Gonorynchiformes, Chanidae. The transcript has 5 exons. The coding region runs from base 31 to 2040 and encodes 669 amino acids. Gene Ontology annotation, cellular component: endomembrane system. The record is from RefSeq and is a predicted model, not a curated record.